This is a messenger RNA of Dendrobium catenatum, 1788 nucleotides long. Its product is annotated as serine carboxypeptidase-like 51. Gene Ontology annotation, biological process: proteolysis. Bases 1 to 1365 code for a protein of 454 amino acids. Lineage: Eukaryota; Viridiplantae; Streptophyta; Magnoliopsida; Asparagales; Orchidaceae. The record is from RefSeq and is a predicted model, not a curated record. The transcript is spliced from 14 exons. Gene Ontology annotation, molecular function: serine-type carboxypeptidase activity.
AUGGCCAUGAGCUUCGAUGGGAAAGAAGCAGGCUUGCUUGAGAAGGAAACGAAGCACCUUAGAAGAAUUAACUCUGGAGGCACCAAAGAUGGCUCUGAACAGUGGGGAUAUGUUGAAGUUAGACCAAAAGCACAUAUGUUCUGGUGGCUGUAUCUGAGUCCUAAUAGAGUUGAGAAUGGCUCUACUCCAUGGCCAACAGUGCUAUGGUUGCAAGGAGGACCUGGAGCUUCAGGUGUUGGUCUCGGAAACUUCAAAGAGAUUGGACCGUUGGACACCAAUCUCAACCCUAGAAACUCCACAUGGUUGCAGAAAGCCAAUCUUCUGUUUGUGGAUAAUCCAGUAGGAACUGGAUAUAGUUAUGUGGAGGAUUCCAACUCUUAUGUCACUACUGAUGAGGAAGCAGCCACAGACUUAACAGCUCUUCUGAAAAACCUCUAUAAUAACAAUCAGAUGCUUCAGAAAAGCCCUUUGUAUGCAGUAGCAGAGUCUUAUGGAGGAAAAUUUGCUGUUACUCUCGCCUUAUCUGUUUCCAAAGCUAUCAAAGCUGGAGAAUUAAAGCUCAACUUUUCUGGAAUUGCUUUAGGAGAUAGCUGGAUUUCUCCUGAAGAUUUUGUGUUAUCAUGGGGACCUUUACUGAGAGAUGUCUCCAGGCUUGAUAUUAACGGAGAAGCACAGUCUAACAACCUUGCAAAGAAAAUCCAGGAGCAAAUUGCAAAUGGGCAAUACUCUGAUGCUACUGGAACUUGGAGAGAACUGGAAAGCGUGAUUAGCGAGAACAGCAAUAAUGUAAACUUCUAUAACUUCUUAUUAGAUGAUUCUGAAGCAAUCGUUGCUUCAACUACUGAAACUUCAGUAAGAAAAACCAUAGAGAAGUAUUCAAUGAAUCUCAUCAGUUCUAAGCCUUCUGCUGCUGGAAGUAUUGAGGAUCUUAUGAAUGGAGCUGUUAGGGAUAAGCUAAAGAUAAUUCCCAAGAAUGUCAUUUGGGAAGAAGAAUCUGGCUAUGUCUUCAGUUCUUUGCAAAAUGACUUCAUGAAACCAAGGAUCAAUGAGGUUGAUGAGCUAUUGUCCAUGGGAGUUGAUGUCACUAUAUACAAUGGACAGGUUGAUUUGAUUUGUGCAACAAAGGGUGUGGAGGCUUGGGUCCAGAAGCUCAAAUGGGAAGAUCUACAAAAAUUCAAUAAUGCUGAGCGAAGCCCUUUGUAUUGUGGAAAUGAUGGUCUUACAGCUGCUUUCAAGAAGUCUUAUAAGAACUUCCAUUUCUAUUGGAUAUUAGGUGCAGGCCAUUUUGUUCCAGUGGAGCAACCAUGUGUAGCAUUAAAGAUGAUAGGUGAAAUUACCCAGUCACCAGCAAAGGCUUCAUCUUAAAAGAUUGUUAAAGCCUUGUACAAGUUAGAUUAUGAAGAAGCAUAUUUAUUACUGUUUUUUAACUACAAUUGUUGCAUUAUAUGUGUACUUUUAUUACAAAAAUCACCUCCAAGCAAAUGUAAAAGUUGCAGUCUAAGAUUUUCUUUGGGAUAACCUUCUCAUUGUUUUGUUUUUCAGAUCGCAGCAAAAAAAUAUUUAACUGACCAUUACUUUUUCACUGCUUUCAAGAUUUUUUUUCCUUAGGAAGUUGCUUUCUACAACAGCUUUUAAGAAAAUUAUUUUCUCCAUAAUAACUUUGCAACCAAGUUCAUAAAAAAUUACAGCUGUCCCAAACGGAUUCAACGAAAUUUCUAUGAUAAAGAGUUUUUCACAACUAUGUCUGCUAAAGCCUAAGUAUAGUAGCAAUACAUAUUGAAUGCUAGA